AUGGACUGCGAAAAGACCUCUGUCAAGCACAUUGGCAACAUCGCCCCUGAAACCGACAAUAUCCCCCUCAGCCAGGAAGAGCAGAGCAAGCUAAGCCGCAAGAUUGACCUCCGUUUGACAUGCGUCCUGGGCUGUUUGUAUCUGCUCAGCCAGAUCGACAAAAAUAACCUAGGAAAUGCAAACAUCGCGGAUAUGUCGACUGAUCUGAGUCGAGUUGUGUUAUGUGGAUUCACCGGAUCCCCGUACGCGCUGGGCUUAAAUAUUGAACCUCUCUUCCCUGCGGCAGUGGGUAAACGGCAAGAGGCAAAAGGACAAACCAACUAA
Messenger RNA from Aspergillus versicolor CBS 583.65, 324 nucleotides. RefSeq lists its product as uncharacterized. Gene Ontology annotation, cellular component: membrane. NCBI's taxonomy places the organism in Eukaryota, Fungi, Ascomycota, Eurotiomycetes, Eurotiales, Aspergillaceae. The record is from RefSeq and is a predicted model, not a curated record. Gene Ontology annotation, molecular function: transmembrane transporter activity. The transcript has a single exon. Bases 1 to 324 code for a protein of 107 amino acids.